This is a messenger RNA of Humulus lupulus (European hop), 1965 nucleotides long. Its product is annotated as putative receptor protein kinase ZmPK1. Gene Ontology annotation, biological process: protein phosphorylation. NCBI's taxonomy places the organism in Eukaryota, Viridiplantae, Streptophyta, Magnoliopsida, Rosales, Cannabaceae. Gene Ontology annotation, molecular function: protein kinase activity; ATP binding. The record is from RefSeq and is a predicted model, not a curated record. The coding region runs from base 362 to 1855 and encodes 497 amino acids. The transcript has a single exon.
CGGUUUCUACAAAAUUUUCUUCGACACAGACAACGUUAUACGCCUAGUUUUCGACAACAAUGAGGUGUCGAGUGUUUAUUGGCCUAAUCCGUGGUUGUUAACUUGGAAAGCAGGGAGGUCUACAUACAACAACAGUAGAGUGGCAGUGCUUAAUUACUUCGGCAAUAUUAGCUCAUCAGAUAGAUUUACUUUCAUGCCAGAUGAUUUUGGUUCGAGGGUUCAGAGAAUAUUAAAGCUUGAUGAUGAUGGUAAUGCUAGAUUGUACAGCAGAAAAAAGCCAGAGGAGAAUUGAGUUGUCACAUGGCAAGCUUUUACCAAUCCUGGUAGGAUUCAUGGCAUUUGUGGUGCUAACAGCCGAUGUAUGCACGAUUCUAAUGGCAGAAAAUGCUCUUGCAUCCCAGGGCAUAAGAUGAGGAAUCACAUUGAUUGGUCUUAUGGAUGUGAACCAGAAUUCAAUUCCUUCUGCACCAAAAACGAGUCUUCGAAGUUUGUCAAACUUUUCAAUACCGAGUUUUACGGAUAUGCUUAUGGCAUCUACUCCAACUACAGCUACCAAGAUUGUGUAAACUUGUGUUUACAAUUUUGCAACUGCAAAGGGUUCCAGUACUCCUAUUUUGUCAACCUAGGUAUUUUUAAGUGUUACCCGAAGAUGUUACUGGUUAAUGGAUACCAUAGACCAGGAUUUUCGGGAAAUGUCUACUUGAGGCUACCCAAAACUCAUCCCUCAUCAUUUGGAAACUCAACUGAAGAAUUCAAGUUAGAUUGCUCAAACAAAGUCACUAUACAUCUAGCUAGAACUUAUACUGAAGGCCAAGUGACUGUGGCAGUGCAAGUCAUGGUUUGGUUUGCAUGUGGAGUGGGAGGAAUUGAGAUAAUUUCUGUUCUCUUCAUUUGGCGCUUGCUAAUUAGAACCCGAAAAAACUCGGAUACACAUCAAUUGCAGGUGCAGCUUCUUGCUGCGACUAGAUUGAGAAGAUUUAGCUUUUGCGAGCUGAAGAAGGCCACAAAUGGCUAUGCUGAAGAGAUUGGAAGAGGAGCAGGAGGCAUUGUGUACAAAGGUGUUUUAUCAGAUUCUCGAGUUGCAGCAAUUAAACUACUCACCGAAGCUUACCAAGGUGAAUCUGAGUUCCUUGCAGAAGUUAAUACCAUUGGGACACUAAAUCAUAUGAACUUGAUAGAAAUGUGGGGAUACUGCUCAGAAGGAAAACAUAGGAUUUUAGUGUAUGAGUACUUGGAGCAUAAAUCUUUGAAAGAGAACUUAUCUAGAAAUGUUCUUGAUUGGAAAAAGAGAUUUGAAAUUGCUGUAGGGAUUGCAAAAGGUCUUGCUUAUUUGCGUGAAGAGUGCUUGGAGUGGGUUUUACACUGUGAUGUUAAGCCACAGAACAUACUGUUAGGCUCUAAUUAUCAACCAAAGGUAGCAGAUUUUGGCUUGUCUAAACUACUAAAGAGAGGAGAACUUAGUAGUCUAAGCUUCUCGAAGAUAAGAGGAACAAGAGGUUAUAUGGCUCUAGAGUGGGUUACAAACCAAUCCAUCACAUCCAAAGUAGAUGUAUACAACUAUGGGAUUGUAGUUUUGGAGAUACUGACUGGAAAGAGCCCUACAAGCUGUGUCCGUAGUCGUAGUGGUACUGAGGAAACAGAGCAGAGAGGACUAGUUAAGUGGGUGAAAGAGAUAGUUGAUGGAACUAGUGAAGUGGAAAAGGUCGUGGACCCUUCCAUGAAAGGUGAAUAUGAUUUGGAAAAGUUAGAAAAUCUUUUGAGGGUAGCCUUAAAAUGUGUGGAGGAAGACAAAGAUGCUAGACCAUCAAUGAGCCAAGUUGUCAAGUCCCUCCUACACUAUGAGAAUUGUCAGUAGUAACAAUCAAGAUCUUUGAAUCUUUCAUUUUUGUAUUUUCAUUAAAAAAAGCAUAUUUCAAGUAUGUAUCUUCUAUGGUUGCAUGAGUGAAAAUCUUAAGUUUCUAUGUA